CAUUCAUCAGCCGAGAUGUCCUGCCAGCAGAGCCAACAGCAGUGCCAGCCUCCUCCCAAGUGUACACCCAAGUGCCCUCCCAAGUGCCAGACUCCAAAGUGUCCCCCAAAGUGCCCCCCAAAGUGUCCUCCCAAGUGCCCUCCUGUGUCUUCCUGCUGUAGCCUGGGUUCAGGGAGUUGCUGUGGUUCCAGCUCUGGUGGCUGCUGCAGCUCUGGUGGCUGCUGCAGUUCUGGGGGUGGAGGCUGCUGCCUGAGCCACCACAGACCCCGCAGAUCUCUCCGUCGCCAUCGUCACAGCUCUGGAUGCUGCAGCAGUGGUGGCAGCAGUGGCUGCUGUGGCAGCAGUGGUGGCAGCAGUGGUUGCUGUGGCAGCAGUGGUGGCAGCAGUGGCUGCUGUGGCAGCAGUGGUGGCAGCAGUGGUUGCUGCGGCAGUAGCCAACAGUCUGGGGGCUGCUGCUGACCAGUAUCAUGAAGAUCUCAAACAUGCUGGGCAGAGGAAGCCAUGUUUAGAAGACCAGCCCAUGUUUUCUGCUCUCCUUUUCUUCUAUCCUUCAUGUCCUUGUCUAUGAAAUGCUGAAAUUCUAUAUCCAUCAAGUUCUAAAACUGUCACAAUGACCUAAUCUCUUUCUUCUUCAGUAUUUUGUGAUAAUAAAGUCUUCUUUAUU
Grammomys surdaster is the source of this 664-nucleotide messenger RNA. RefSeq names its product late cornified envelope protein 1F-like. The record is from RefSeq and is a predicted model, not a curated record. NCBI's taxonomy places the organism in Eukaryota, Metazoa, Chordata, Mammalia, Rodentia, Muridae. The transcript has a single exon. Bases 16 to 459 code for a protein of 147 amino acids.